ACACUCACACUUUCUCUCUCCUCCAUCUUCAUUCAACAAUCAACAUUCCCUUCUUCCUUUCUCAUCAUCCUCUAUAUAAGUACUCCCUCUUUUGCCUCUUCACUUCACUUAGCUCUCCCAAACUCCACAACUUUGUCUUUCACACAAAAACAAAACAACAUACUCUGUUUUCCUCCAUUUUUUCUUAAUACUAAAUCUGUCCAGAAAAAAACCUGAUAAUUAUAAUGGGAAUCGCAAGAAUGAUGAAGGAAUCUGAGAAAAGAAUGUCAAGCAGGAAACUAGGAAGAUUUUUAAGGGAACAAAGAGGAAGACUUUACAUUAUUAGAAGGUGUAUUGUAAUGCUCCUCUGUUCUCAAGAUUGAUUGAUUAGUUAGUGCUCGUUUUUUUUCCUCUGUUAUCUUAAUCGAUCUCUUCAUUCUUUCUUUUUAGGGAAUGGUUUUCCAUGAUAGAAUUUCCAAUUGCACAUAGAAAAGAAGAGUGAUUAUUAUGCUAGAUUUUUAGAUUAAUUAGGUAGAUUUUUAGCUCCUUAACUACUUCUUUUUCUUUGUACAUGGUUAAAUUUCUUAGUAACAAUGGCUAAUUUCUGAUUUUGAACA
Messenger RNA from Spinacia oleracea (spinach), 596 nucleotides. Its product is annotated as small polypeptide DEVIL 2-like. The transcript has a single exon. Gene Ontology annotation, biological process: negative regulation of cell population proliferation. NCBI's taxonomy places the organism in Eukaryota, Viridiplantae, Streptophyta, Magnoliopsida, Caryophyllales, Amaranthaceae. The record is from RefSeq and is a predicted model, not a curated record. The coding region runs from base 225 to 362 and encodes 45 amino acids.